Molecule: messenger RNA, 1334 nt
Organism: Microtus ochrogaster (prairie vole)
Lineage: Eukaryota; Metazoa; Chordata; Mammalia; Rodentia; Cricetidae
Gene: Marveld3
Product: MARVEL domain containing 3
Biological process (GO): myelination
Cellular component (GO): membrane
Molecular function (GO): structural constituent of myelin sheath
Source: RefSeq, a predicted model, not a curated record
AUGGAAGAUCCUUUGGGGACUCGCGAGCCCCGGGCCCGUCCGAGAGAGCGAGACCCAGACCGGCGCCCGCACCCGGACCGAGACCGCCACGUCGAGCGGCCGCGGGACAGAGCCGGGGACAGACACAGGGAAAGGAACGGUGACGUGAGAGGAAACGGGGACCGUCGAGCGGGCAGGGAAAGGAGGACGGACAGAGACCCGCGCCAGGACGGACACAGGGACGCGGGCCAUCGUGCAGCUGAACAAAGAGCCUGGGACAGGCCCCGCCAAAGCCGUGCGCGGCCCGAGCCCUGGGUGCCCAGCUGGGACACAGCCCCGACCUCCAGGCCCGCGCCCUGGGGGGGCCCGGAGCCGCCGCGGAAGCAGGGCCUCGGGCGCCGCGGGUUGGACAGUGAACUUGCUUCGGAGAGAUAUGUGUCCCUGCACUCCCGGCCCGAACAACAGGAAGAGGAAUAUUACAAGUCUGAAGCCGAGGGGCUCCUGGAAUGCCACCAAUGCAAAUACUUGUGCUCAGGGAGAGCCUGCUGCCAGAUGCUGGAGGUUCUGCUCAACUUGUUGAUCUUGGCCUGCAGUUCUGUCUCUUACAACUCCACAGGGGGCUACACAGGCAUCACCAGCCUGGGCGGGAUUUACUACUACCAGUACGGAGGGGCUUAUAGUGGCUUCAGUGGUGCUGAUGGGGAGAAAGCCCAGCAGCUGGAUGUGCAAUUCUAUCAGCUCAAGCUGCCCACAGUUACUGCAGCAAUGGCCUACAGUGGAGCCCUCAUGACCUUCUCCUGUCUCCUCAUCCUUGGGGGUAUCCUGCGGGUCCCAUGGCACUGUCCGCCAUGGCUGGUGAUGGAGGGCUUGAUGGAUGUGCUCAUCGCUGGGGCGUACAUCCCUGCCUCGUACUUCUUCUUCCAGCACCUCUCAGCUGCCUACAGCUCAGAUGUGUGUAAGGAGAGGGAGGCCCUGUACCAGAGCAAAGGUUACAGUGGCUUCAGCUGCGGUAUGCACGGGGGAGACAUAGGAGCAGGAGUCUUUGCCGCCAUGGGCAUUGUGGUCUUUGCCGUGGGAGCUGUCCUGGCCUUUAAGGGUUACCGUAAAGUCAAGAAGCUGAAGGAGAAGCCUGCAGAAAUGCUUGAGUUUUAGACUUCUAGAAUGUUCUGCCGAGUAUACAUGAUAGAAGGCACUUUCAACCAUGAUCUUUCACAAGAAUUCUUCUUUCAUGUGGACCAAGCCAAUGUGGGUAUGCUGGGCUGAGCUUCUGGUUGCCUGGAGAAGUGUUUCUCUGGUUUCUAGAAUCUUCUAUGGAUGUGGACCUAACCAAAAAUAUAUCAAAAUCCAAAACACUA